Anoplophora glabripennis (Asian longhorned beetle) is the source of this 1950-nucleotide messenger RNA. RefSeq names its product dihydrolipoyllysine-residue acetyltransferase component of pyruvate dehydrogenase complex, mitochondrial (gene muc). Gene Ontology annotation, biological process: pyruvate decarboxylation to acetyl-CoA. Gene Ontology annotation, cellular component: pyruvate dehydrogenase complex. The coding region runs from base 180 to 1661 and encodes 493 amino acids. Gene Ontology annotation, molecular function: dihydrolipoyllysine-residue acetyltransferase activity. The record is from RefSeq and is a predicted model, not a curated record. Lineage: Eukaryota; Metazoa; Arthropoda; Insecta; Coleoptera; Cerambycidae. The transcript is spliced from 7 exons.
UAUCUAUUUUCUUAUCAAAAGGAGCUGUGCCGUCAUCAAGACGUGUGGGUCACGUCACAUUUUGGUGUCGUGAAAGUCUGUCUUUUAAAUGACCUAGAAGACGGUCCUAGUGAGUCGCCCUCCAAAAAUAUAUUAAAAUUCUGGUAACCAAAUUUUUAUAAAUUAAAAAGUAAGAGAAAAUGUUCCGAACGAUUAUUUUACGAAGCGAUGUUGCUAAGGACCUUUUGAGAAAAGCCGUACGAGCGAAAACUUUUAGAACUGUUACUAUAGAGUGUGCAAAAAGACAUUAUUGCAGAACUUCACUGCUUGGGGACGGCCGUUCUCAAAUGGUAAGGAAAUGGAGGAUUGCCGAACAAAACCUUAUUCGACACUACUCCAGUGAUCUACCCUCACACACAAGGGUAACCUUGCCAGCACUCUCUCCCACCAUGGAGUUGGGCACCAUCAUCAGCUGGGAAAAAAAAGAAGGAGAUAAACUCAACGAAGGCGAUCUCCUGGCCGAAAUCGAGACAGACAAGGCUACAAUGGGCUUUGAAACUCCAGAGGAGGGUUAUCUAGCCAAAAUUCUAAUCCCAGCUGGCACUAAAGACGUUCCUAUUGGCAAGCUUGUCUGCAUAAUUGUUGAAAGCGAAUCAGACAUUGCUGCCUUUAAAGACUUCAAAGACGACAGUCCCGCAGGCGCAGCGCCGGCACCCAAGCCAACGGUGUCAGCGCCCUCAGCACCAGCACCGCCACCGCCCCUAGCACCUGCGGUAGCAGCUCCACCACCAGCAGCAGCACCUCCAGCUGGUGGAAGGAUUUAUGCAAGUCCCAUGGCCAAGAAGCUGGCUGAACAAAGGAAUAUUAGGUUGCAGGGUAAAGGUACCGGUUUAUUUGGAUCAAUUACAUCUUCAGAUCUUCCAGCGGCCGGCGCAGCGCCUGUUCCUGCUGCUGCGGCUGCUGCCCCCGCAGCCGUUCCGUCUGGAUCUCCGUACAUUGAUAUUCCCGUUAGCGGCAUCAGGGCCACAAUAGCAAAGAGACUGUUGCAGUCGAAGCAGACUAUUCCGCACUAUUAUUUGUCGGUGGAGGUCAACGUCGAUAAGUUGGUGAAGAUCCGGUCUAAAUUCAAUAAGAAAUUGGAGAAGGCUGGGGUCAAGUUGAGCGUCAACGAUUUUAUUAUUAAGGCUGUGGCCCUUGCAAGUGUAAAGGUACCAGAAGCCAACUCGGCGUGGCUAGACUCGGUGAUCCGCCAGUACAACAACGUCGAUGUCAGCGUGGCCGUAUCGACGGACCGGGGUUUGAUCACCCCCAUCGUGUUCCAGGCGGACAGGAAGGGAGUCGCUGAAAUUAGUAAAACGGUCAAGACUCUGGCAGCUAAGGCCCGUGAGGGCAAGCUACAACCGCAGGAAUUCCAGGGCGGUACUAUCAGCGUCUCGAAUCUGGGAAUGUUCGGGGUUAACAACUUCUGUGCUAUCAUUAAUCCCCCUCAGAGCUGUAUCUUAGCAAUAGGAACUACUGUUAAGAGAUUAGUUGCAGACGAUUCGGAAAAAGGGUUUAGUGAAGCAGACUUCUUAACGGUAACCCUAAGCUGCGACCACAGGGUGGUGGACGGGGCUGUAGGAGCACAGUGGCUCAAAGCGUUCAAGGAAUACCUCGAAGAACCGGUGUCUAUGAUCAUCUAAUUCCGCUUCAGUAAAUUUGGACCUUCAGGAAACUCCAUCGAACGUUAUUUAUUGAUGCUGCCAUUGGUCUGAAGAGACUCGUUUAAGUCCUAUAUAUUUUUUUUUUGUAAAAAGUGUUCCAGUCCCUCUAAAGUGCUGUAUGAUAUUUUGAGUCAUAUUGUUUAAUAAGAAUUUAUAAUAAAAUUAUUUAUUUUUAUUAGAAGAUGUGACAAUAAUUACUCGAUUUAGGAAAAUGGAAUUUCAUUGAAACAAUGUAAAUUGCAUUUAAGUAAUAGAUGAUCUUUCACUA